Messenger RNA from Oncorhynchus tshawytscha (Chinook salmon), 793 nucleotides. Its product is annotated as heme-binding protein 1-like. The record is from RefSeq and is a predicted model, not a curated record. NCBI's taxonomy places the organism in Eukaryota, Metazoa, Chordata, Actinopteri, Salmoniformes, Salmonidae.
GGGGAGCUAGUGAGGAAGCUGCUCGUGUACAUUGGGGGAAGUAACGACCAAGGGGAGGCAAUGGGGACGACAGCACCGGUUAUCAUCACAGUAUAUCCCAGGGACGACGGUGUGAUGUCACGCCGUUUGGUGGUUAGCCUCAGGAUUCCUACCAACUACCAAGUCAGUCCCCUGUGCCUCGACAGUGCCAUCAGGAUCGAGGAUCGACCCGGCAUGACUGUCUACUCACUGCAGUUUGGUGGCUUCGCAGGGGAGACUGAGUACCGUGCAGAGGCCUCUCGCCUAACCAAAACUCUUGGUGAGACUGCCCCAUUUCAACGGAAACAGUAUUUCUGCUGCACCUACGACCCGCCAAUGAAACCCUACGGCCGACGCAACGAGGUGUGGUUCCUACAGGAGGAGCCAUAAGGGAAGCAUUAAGACCGACUCUUAAUAAUAAACUAUAGUCACUUCCUCUCCUUCAUCUUCACUGAUCACUCCACAUCUUGAUCUUCAUCUCCAAAAAAUAGGAUAUGUGAAAAUAAUAUGACAACAACAGGGGAUUUGUUUUCAGAUCAGUGCAAAUUAAGGAGAGGUGAUGCAAAGAAGUGUAUUAGACUAUUGAAAGGUCAUAAAGGGGAGGGAUGGGCAGCAGGCUACACAGUUACUGGUCCAAAGUAGUGCAAUAGUACGGUACCAUUAUCAGUAACUGGAUAUUAAGUGGCCUGGGGUAGGAGCCACUAACCACAAAGUACCGCUGUGUGUUAUAGGUGGUACAUCAUUAAGUUCUUAUUUUGUACACCCAGGGGUUGAC